Rhododendron vialii is the source of this 5836-nucleotide messenger RNA. RefSeq lists its product as uncharacterized. The record is from RefSeq and is a predicted model, not a curated record. Lineage: Eukaryota; Viridiplantae; Streptophyta; Magnoliopsida; Ericales; Ericaceae. Gene Ontology annotation, molecular function: nucleic acid binding. Bases 235 to 5652 code for a protein of 1805 amino acids. The transcript has a single exon. Gene Ontology annotation, biological process: DNA integration.
UUUUUUCUUUUUAAUUUUGUUUGAGCCAUCAUAGGUAGAGGUGCGCAAUCCUCCAUUGUAGGAACGCAAUCACCACUAAAGCCUAAGUACUACCGAGACAAUACCAGGCGUCUCGUAGCCAUUGAGAGAGAGCCGAAAGUAAUCGUGGAGGGAGAGUCUUUUAGUGGUGAUUCUUUUGAUAUCGGUGCUCUUUUUGUUGAUUUAAUAAUUGAGCCACCAAUAGCAGAGCCACCGAUGUCGAUGCGUGCACACAUGCAUCCUGAGAGGACCACUCCUCUCAGUCCAAUAGUUUUACCAACCGAGACGGUGGAAGCACGUAAUGCUUUCACCAUUAAACCUGGUACACAUAAUGCCCUUCCCUUGUUUCAUGGGAAGGAGAAUGAGGAUCCGUAUGAGCACGUCCGUCAUUUCGAGGGCUUGGUGCGCACCCUGGCCACCACUACUCAGUGGGAGAAUGCUUGCCUUAAGCUUUUCCCAGCCUCGCUCAGGGAUAAUGCAGAUAAGUGGCUGCGGAUGCAGAAGCCACAAUCUCUCACGACGUGGGCUGCUGUCCGAGAUUUAUUCUACAAGAAAUAUUUCUCGGAAAGUAAAUCGAAGUACCUGACUCGCCAAAUCCAAUCGUAUAAGCAGAAAGAGGGCGAGUCGUUUUUAAGGUGCUGGGAGCGGUUCAAGGACUUGUUGUUGUCCUUACCACAUCAUGGUUUCAUGAAACACCAGUUGGUGUCAUUUUUCUAUUUGGGCUUGAAUGUUGCUACGGUCCAACAAAUGGAGUACCUCUGUAAAGAGGAGGAUUUUCUAGAUAAGUCCCCGGACGAUGCGUGGGACUUUCUCGAAGAGUUGGCCGAGAAGCACCGAAGUUGGGAACCUUCCGACCUCGGUGAUAGGGCCAUGGCUGCACAGGGACCCAGUGGGUCUGGCAUUUUUCCUUCUAGUGUGCGAGAGCACAAUGUCCAGUCUCAGCUGGACAAGAUGGCUAAACAAUUAGAGGACUUGAAGCUUAAGCAAGUCCAUCAGGCGAAUGAGGUGAAAGUCGAAGAGGUGUGUGCGUUAUGUGAGUGUCCGGGGCAUCUUGUCACUGCUUGCCCCGCAUUUCCCAUUGUCAAAGACGCAUACCAUAGUAACCAGGCUGAGGUGAACGCACUUAACCAGCGUUGGGAUCCUUAUUCAAAUACCUACAAUCCAGGGUGGGCCCAAAACCCACUUUUGAGUUGGAGGGAUCAAAAAGCCCCGGUGCAACCCCAAGCACCACCUCAGCCACAAGUUCAGCAAUUCCGGCCUCCUCAAGGCCAAAUGACCCAAUUUCGUUACCCACCUCAGCAGCAGCAGGGGUUCGGUCCUUCAUCUUUUGGACCACCCCCAGGCAUAAACCAUCCCCCGCGGGAUAAACAGACUGAUGAGAUGAUGAAAGCUCUCAUGCAGUCUCAGUUAAGCUUCACUGAACAAACCAAACAGGCAAUUGGUGACAUUAGGACCCAAUUGACCCAGUUGACGGCGGCAGUUGGACAAAUCCAACAGGAGAAGGGAAAGUUUCCUUCUCAACCUUUAGUCAAUGCCGCUGGUACCCAUUAUGUGGGCGAUUCUUCUGGCCCAAGUAAUCCGAAUCUCAGUCUGGAAGAUGCUAAAGCGAUCACCACUCUCAGAAGUGGGAAGGUGAUUGACAAAGAUUUGCCCCCAAAGCAGAAAUCGGUGCCACCCUCGGUGCCGGUAGCUAUUCCAGCAAUCAUUCCAAACUUGGGAAGUGUUCCUGAAGUAGAGAAAGAGGCGGAAUCUCCUGAAGUGGUGGUGCCUGCAACUGCGGCCCCCACGACUCCAACACCACCCGUCGCUCCAUAUCCAAAUCGCUUGGUGGCGAAGCCUAAGGUCAAUGUGAACUUUCAAAUGCUUGAAUUAUUCAAGAAAGUUCAGUUUCCUAUUUCUUUGAUGGAAGCCAUUGACGCAAUUCCUCAGUUUGCUAAAGUCUUGAAGGAUCUGUGCACGUCGAAGCGGAGAACCAAGAGUCAGGACAAAGUGCUUCUGACGGAGCAAGUGAGCUCCAUUCUCCAAACUGAGAUCCCCACCAAGUGUAAGGACCCUGGUUGUCCCACCAUCCCUAUAGCGAUUGUAGGCCAAAAGUUCGAUAAGGCUUUACUAGAUUUAGGAGCGAGUGUCAACCUGCUCCCCUAUUCAGUAUACUUGAAACUUGGCUUAAGCGAUUUGAAAGCCACUCCAGUCACGCUACAGUUGGCUGACCGGAGUGUGAGAAUUCCAAAGGGGGUGGUGGAGGAUGUUCUAAUUCAAGUGGGCGAGUUUCUUUUUCCAGUCGACUUCAUUGUCCUGGAUACAUGCCCAAUACCAGAGGUCUUUGAAAAGACUCCUAUCAUCCUAGGCCGUCCAUUUUUAGCCACCUCCAGUGCUGUCAUGAAUUGCAAAACUGGACAAGUCCAAUUGUCGUUUGGGGACUUGAAAAUGGAGGUGAAUGUUUUCAACGUGGAUAGCCGGGUUGAGGAUGAUGAGGAGAUAUAUGAGGUGAGUUUGAUCGACACGCUGGUACAAGAGCAUGUCGAUAGUGUGUUAUACAAGGAUCCUCUGGAGAUAACCUUAACCGCCGAGGAGGCGUCAUUUUUAGAUUCUCCAGAGGUAGGAAGUUUAAUGGAGAUGCUUGCAGUGGAGGAUGUGUGUGGCGCCGCUUGGAACCCAGUUCUUGAGCCGCUGGGCGCCCCAUUUCCUACAGCUUUCCCAUCGUCUGUCCAGCCACCUAAACCAGAGCUAAAGCCUCUGCCGGACACACUUAAGUAUGCCUUCCUUAAAGGCGAUGAUACUUUUCCGGUUGUGAUCUCUUCAUCCCUUGAGGAAGAUCAAGAGGCUAAGUUGCUUACCAUGUUGAGAAAGCACGUGGGUGCGAUAGGCUGGACAAUAGCAGAUUUGCAGGGUAUUAGUCCAACGGUGUGUACACACCGCAUUUUUCUAGAUGAGGAUGUGAAGCCUACUAGGCAACCUCAGCGUCGUCUGAACCCCAAUAUGAAGGAGGUGGUUCGGGCUGAGGUGCUGAAGCUUUUAGAUGCGGGUAUUAUUUACCCGAUAGCCCAUAGUGAGUGGGUGAGCCCAGUGCAGGUGGUGCCUAAGAAAGCAGGAGUGACCGUCGUGAGAAACGGCGAAGGCGAACUAGUGCCGACCCGUGUUCAAACCGGGUGGCGAGUUUGUAUCGAUUACCGGAAGCUCAAUGCGAGCACCCGGAAAGACCAUUUCCCUCUCCCAUUCAUUGAUCAAAUUUUGGAGAGGGUGGCUGGCCGGGCAUUCUAUUGCUUCCUGGAUGGGUACUCUGGCUACAAUCAGAUUGAGAUAGCCAUGGAGGAUCAGGAGAAGACCACCUUCACGUGCCCUUAUGGUACGUUUGCCUACCGUCGCAUGCCCUUUGGCUUGUGCAAUGCUCCCGGAACCUUUUCAAGGUGCAUGAUGGGAAUUUUUAGCGACAUGGUAGAGAAGAUCGUGGAGGUGUUUAUGGAUGACUUUUCAGUUUUCGGGGACUCGUUUGACGAAUGCCUCGAGAACUUAGGAAAGGUCUUGCAACGGUGCGAGGAAAAGCAACUUGUGCUUAAUUGGGAGAAGUGCCACUUCAUGGUGACCCAAGGGAUUGUGUUAGGACACAUUGUCUCAUCCAAGGGUAUUGAGGUGGAUAAGGCGAAGAUUGAUUUGAUCGCAAAUCUUCCCACUCCAAAGUCUGUAAAAGACAUUCGAUCUUUCCUCGGUCACGCCGGUUUCUAUAGGCGUUUCAUUAAGGGAUUCAGUGCUAUCUCCCGGCCGUUGUGCCAUUUACUGUCAAAAGACACGCCCUUUGUAUGGUCCGAGGCGUGUAAGGAGGCUUUUCAGACAUUGAAGCGGAGUCUCACUACUCCGCCGAUUGUUCAGCCUCCAGAUUGGAGUUUGCCAUUUGAGUUGAUGUGUGACGCCUCCGACUAUGCAGUCGGAGCGGUUUUAGGGCAGAGGCGAGGGAAAGAGCCAUGCGUCGUUUAUUACGCGAGCAAGACGCUAAAUGAGGCACAGAUGAACUACACCACUACCGAGAAGGAAUUGCUCGCGGUGGUGUUUGCCUUGGACAAGUUUCGGUCCUACUUGGUGGGUUCGCAGAUUGUGGUGUAUACCGAUCAUGCGGCCUUGAAGUAUUUGAUGACCAAGCAGGAUGCGAAGGCUCGCCUUAUCCGGUGGAUUCUUUUGCUGCAAGAAUUCCACCUUGUGAUUAAGGAUAAGAAAGGGGUUGAGAAUGUAGUAGCCGACCACCUGUCUCGUCUGGAGUUUGAGGACCCCACCUCUCAUCUCCCCAUUGUGGAUUCUUUCCCUGACGAGCAGUUGUUCGCUGCUAAUGUGUGCCCAUGGUUUGCAGAUAUCGCCAAUUAUUUGGUGACUGGGCAAAUUCCACCCCAUUGGUCCACAGCUGAGAAGCAGCGAUUUUUGAGAGAGGUCAGGCAAUAUAUUUAUGAUGAUCCAUAUGUGUUCAAGUAUUGCGCGGACCAGAUAGUGCGCCGGUGUGUCCCCGAAACUGAUAAAAGGGGAAUUUUAGAGUUUUGUCACACCGAGGCGUGCGGAGGUCAUUUCUCCGCAAAGAAGACCGCCGCCAAGGUCAGUGAGUAUGGUUUCUUUUGGCCGAGUCUUUUUAAGGAUGCAUACGUCUUUUGUAAGUCGUGUGACCGGUGUCAGAAAUUAGGCAAGGUUGGCCCGCGGAAUAUGAUGCCCCUACAAAACAUUUUUGUGAUAGAGGUCUUCGAUUGUUGGGGUAUUGAUUUCAUGGGCCCGUUUCCGGUGUCAUACGGUUAUGAGUACAUCCUCCUGGCGGUGGAUUACGUUUCCAAGUGGGUUGAGGCAAUUCCCACUAAGACCAGCGAUUCUAAGGUCGUGCUAGAGUUCUUGCGAACUAACAUUUUGUCAAGGUUUGGCAUGCCACGUGCCAUUAUCUCUGAUCAGGGUACGCACUUUUGCAAUAGGUCUUUUGGGGCGUUAAUGAACAAGUAUGGCAUCUCUCACAAGGUGUCUACUGCCUAUCACCCUCAAACCAACGGUCAAGCUGAGCUAGCAAAUCGCGAGAUUAAGGGGAUUCUAGAGAAGACCGUGAACCCGAAUAGGAAGGAUUGGUCACUUCGGUUGACUGAUACCUUGUGGGCCUACCGCACUGCUUACAAGACCGUGUUAGGUGCUUCACCCUACCGGCUUGUUUAUGGUAAGGCCUGCCACUUGCCCGUUGAGAUGGAGCAUAAAGCCUAUUGGGCCAUUAAAACGCUAAAUGCGCGUUUACCUGAGGCGGGUGCCCAUAGGAAGCUCCAGUUGUGUGAGCUCGAGGAAAUUAGGAAUGAUGCGUAUGAAAGUGCGAGUAUUUAUAAGGCUAAGGUUAAAGCAUAUCAUGAUAGAAAUAUUCAGCGCAAAACCUUUAGUGUUGGUCAGAAAGUGUUACUGUAUAACUCGCGCCUUCAUUUAUUUCCUGGUAAGUUGAGGUCCCGGUGGGACGGUCCCUACAUUGUGCAUAAGGUUUAUCCGAAUGGGUCGGUAGAUGUUUGUGACCCUAAGAAUGGUAAUAUUUUCAAGGUUAAUGGACAGCGUCUAAAACCAUUUUUGGAAUAUGUAGAAGUAGGUGAACCAGAUGAAUUGUUGGUCGAUCCUGUUUAUUCGGAUGACCAUGUUGUGUAGCCGUUGGGCUACGUUCUGAUGGGUAGCUUUCGCGUACCACUGUCUUCACUAAGAAGUGGACCCGGCUCCUAGCGAUAGGGGUACCCAUCAUUGACUUGGGUUUUGGGAAUAAUCUUUGUACACUCGUUCUUUUAUUUCUUGUUAAAAAAAAAAAAAAAACAAAAAAAAAACAAAAAAAACAAAA